AUGGCGACUACAUUUGAUGAGAAAAUCUGGUAUGAGAAGAAUGGGCUACAAUUGUAUGGGCUGUUUAAGCGGGGCGACCAAGGGCGCGCUCUUCCAUUAGUCGUCCUGCUUCACGGCAGCGGUGCAACUGCCGCCUACUUUGACAACUCUGCUGUUUCAGUAGUCCAAAGCUUCCACAGCCUCGGUUAUGACGUCCUCAACAUCUCUCGACCCGGGUACGCCGGAAAUGCGAUUCCCACCUCCGAGAAACCCAUGAGCGCUUCAAUUCCUGUAUUCAUCGACUUCAUCGAGCAUGUGUACAAUGAAAAGUCCUCCGCCAAAAACGACAAUAGUGGCAUCGUUCUCUUUGGUCAUUCUCUCGGCGGCGCCUUCGCAUUGUCGAUUACUGCUGAAGCUCAAGACCGGCUUCCUUUGUUGGGUGUGAGCGCACUAGGCUGUGCGCCUCUACGAAACGCGAAGAUAAUACUUCCAGACCCAGACCCAGAGCCAUCCAAUCCACGAUUCUUGGUCGAGACCAACCCCGAGAAUAUUCGGAAGUUUAUGGGCGAGAUUGAAUGGCUGAAUAUCGAGGCGUUGGAUCCAGAACUUGUGGCACAGGUGUUUGAGCCAGGUAUCAAGUCGGAACUCCGAGAGUUCUCUACCGACGAGUUCUACGACUAUUUGGUCAAUAAAGUCUACCCCGCUAUCAAGAUCCCAGUUCAAUACCUGUGCGCUGAACUAGAAGUCGCCUGGGACAACGAGAAAGAAGGUCGCCCCAUUUUCGAUGACCUCGUUUCUAAAUUCACGAAUGCCUCCGAAGUCGAUUCCGAGAUCCUGCCUCGUGGCGGUCACAAUUACGAGUUCUCGCUGAAUCAUGGUCUUCUGUGGGACAAGAGAAAGACAUUUCUCGAGAAGCUGACAAAUAAAUAUGCUACUUCGUCUACGAAUGGCAUUGUAAAGGACGACAUAAUCAAAGAGGGCGUGUUUACGUCGGUCCCAGUGCUAGACUAUGCGGAGAGCGCAUCACCGUCAACUAGACCUGCAUUUUUGAAGGCACUAAAAGCUGCGAUUGUCAACGUUGGGUUCUUCUACUUGAAGAAUACCGGUGUGCCAGAUAAAGUGCAGAGCAAUUUUACGGAACAAUCAAUUGCAUUAUUUAACUUGCCCUUGGAGAAGAAACUAGAGAUAGAGAUGGUAAAUAGCAAGCAUUUCCUUGGCUAUGCGCGCCUGGGACAGGAGGUUACUGCUUUAAAGAACGAUUACCGAGAACAGUUUGACUUUGCAACUGAACUGCCUGCUCCCGGCCCCGAGGAGCCGCUCUACCGCAAUCUCCGUGGACCAAACCAGUGGCCCGAUUCGCAAGCCUUGCCACACUUCCGUACCGCUAUAGAAAGCUACAUGGACCACAUCGAUAAACUUGCAGGAUCGUUCAAAUCACUUGUUGCCGAAGCACUGGAUUUGCCAGCGACCGCUUUUGACCAGUUCUUUGACCAUCCCCAGCAAAAUAAACUGAAACUGAUCAAAUAUCCGGAACCGGUGGACAGCAACCCAGAUGAGGAUACUCAAGGAGUUGGUCCGCAUAAGGACUCUUGCUUCUUGACUUUCCUCCUGCAAGGAACGCCUCACACUGGCCUUGAGGUGCAAAACAAAGCCGGGACAUGGUUGCCAGUGAAACCUAUCCCAGGAACCUUGGUGAUCAACAUCGGUCGCGCACUUGAAGCUAUCACCGGGGGUGUUUGCACAGCGACCACACAUCGCGUGAACCUCCGUACAGAAAAUUACAAAGAUGAACAAGGCAACUCAUUGGGUCCGCGAUAUUCAUUUGCGAUAUUCCAAGGCGUAAGUCUCGAUUUGGGCGUGGAGAAGAUCAACAUCAGCAUCCCGGAGCAUAUCAAGGACCUGGUCAAGGAUGAAAAAGUUCGAUCUGAUGCCGAGGCGACAUUCAAUCAAAUGUUCAAUGGUAACAUCGGUGAAGGCACGCUGAUUGCACGCAUCACGAGUCAUCAGGACGUAGCGCAGCGAUGGUAUCCGGAUCUAUUGGCUCAAGCGUUACAAGCGCAGAAAGACAAGUACCAGUGA
Molecule: messenger RNA, 2058 nt
Organism: Talaromyces amestolkiae
Lineage: Eukaryota; Fungi; Ascomycota; Eurotiomycetes; Eurotiales; Trichocomaceae
Exons: 6
Coding region: 1-2058 (685 amino acids)
Source: RefSeq, a predicted model, not a curated record